This is a messenger RNA of Gongylonema pulchrum, 612 nucleotides long. The record is from the annotation of a GenBank genome assembly. NCBI's taxonomy places the organism in Eukaryota, Metazoa, Nematoda, Chromadorea, Rhabditida, Gongylonematidae.
AUGUUCGGCUCAUUGUCGCGUUUGGCUGGCGAUGCGCUGCAAGGCGCAAAGCAUGCUACAGAGCAACUUGCCCAGGCUGCGCAGCACGCCGCCUCCACAUCCGAAUUGACAUCGCUCAGCAAGGUACGAUCUCAACAGAAAAUGCCGUUGUCGUCUCCAGUAUCACCAAGUACAUCAUUUCAUGGAAGCGAGAUACCGCCUGGUCUGGAGGAUUUGUCGAUGGAAGAACGGCAGAAAAUAUUAGCGGUGAUGGCAGUUGCUGAGUUAGACAGUAUAGCUGACGGGAACAGAGCAGCCCCAGCUAAAAUACCAAUUUCGCAGACUUCGGAUUCGUUUUUCAGAAAUGACAACGAGAGGUUGGAUUCAACAAGCAGCCUACCGGAACCUCCAAAAGUGGAUUACAGAAAGGAAGCAAGCCCUCCAACAACAAUGUUGCCGGAAUUCUCGACAGAGAAUGUCAUUGAUGGAGUAGACUUAUCCUAUCUAUCACCGGCUGAACGCGAGCAAAUUAUAAGUGUGAUGAAGGCUGCGCAGUCCGAGGAACCUAGAAUCAUUCCCCCUGUAUCACCGACAGCGCCAGAAACGGCAGCUGUUUCAGCUGUGCCAGUCGAU